GGUAGUUUAAAUGGAAAUGUGUGUUCAGCAAUGUUCAAAAGCAAAGUUGCUGAAACCAGGCGGUACCUUUUGCCACUUAUCGUUUCCCCUCGGUCAUAUUUGACUGUUACACUGGUUUGGCACUCGAACCACUGUUGAUAACAUCCUGGAGUAAAUUUUACAACGUGUUUCUCAUACAGGUCAGGUUGCUGUGAUGGCGGUGAAGCUGCAAGGCUUUGAGUUCUGGAAGACCACGCUAAGGGGGGCGCGUUACGUCGUUGCACCCAUGGUGGACCAGAGCGAACUGGCCUGGCGUCUACUGAGCCGUCGCCAUGGCGCCGAGCUGUGCUACACCCCCAUGCUGCACGCGCAGGUGUUUGUACGCGACGCCAACUACAGGAAAGACAACCUGUACAGCGAAGUCUGCCCCGAAGACAGGCCGCUUAUUACACAGUUCUGUGCCAACGACCCAGAGGUGUUUGUCCAGGCAUGUCUACUGGCUCAGGACUACUGUGAUGCUAUCGAUCUCAACCUGGGAUGCCCACAGAUGAUCGCCAAGAGAGGGCACUACGGAGUCUUCCUACAGGAUGAGUGGGAGCUGCUGGAGAAGAUGGUGAAGCUAGCCAAUGAGAAGAUCUCUGUUCCCAUCACCUGUAAGAUCCGUGUGUUUAACAAGAUGGAGGAGACUGUUCAGUACGCUCAGAUGCUGGAGAAGGCUGGCUGCCAGCUGCUGACCGUUCACGGUCGGACCAAGGACCAGAAAGGACCCGCGACAGGCAUCGCUAGCUGGGAACACAUCAAGGCUGUACGGAACGCUGUUAACAUCCCUGUGUUCGCUAACGGUAACAUCCAACACCUGAGUGAUGUGGAGCAGUGUAUGGAGGAGACUGGAGUACAGGGGGUGAUGAGUGCAGAGGGGAACCUCCAUAACCCAGCUCUGUUUGAGGGUCACAGCCCUCCUGUAUGGGAGAUGGCUGAGGAGUAUCUAGAGGUGGUCAGUCAGUACCCUCCCUGUACCCUGUCCUAUGUCCGAGCACACCUCUUCAAGCUCUGGCACCACACGCUGCAGAUCCACAAGGACCUGAGAGAGGAGCUGGCAAAGGUGAAGAACCUGCAGGGGCUGACAGAGGUCAGCAGACAACUCAGACUACGCUGCCAGGAGGAGAUAACCAAUGGAGGAGAGGAGGCGGGGCAGGUGGUUGGGCUGCCAUUCCCUCAUUGGAUCUGCCAGCCGUACGUCAGACCAGUGCCGAAGGCUCCGGUUGCUAACAGCAACGGUACGGAGGUGAAGGCAGGGUGUCACAAGAGGGCGUUGUCACAGGAGGACUCGGACGGGGCGUGCGAUGCCCUCUCCAAAAACAAACAGAAAAAGAAAGCCAGAAACCCCCACAAGAACUUCUGUCCGGAGCAGAAGCGUGAGUUAUUUUUCCUCGUAGUACUGCAGUUACCUAGACUCUCUAUCCAGUCUAAUUAAGCAAUACGGCCCUUAGCCGUGGGAUAUUGGCCACAUACCACACACCCCCAAGGUGCCUUAUUGCUGUUAUAAACUGGUUACCAACAUAAUUAGGGCAGUGAAACGAAAUGUUUUGUCACACCCGUGGUGUACGGUCUGAUAUACACCAGCUGUCAGCCAAUCAGCAUUCAGGGCUCGAACCACCCAGUGUAUGACAAAACAUGUGUUUUAACUGCUCUAAUUACGUUGGUAACCAGUUUAUAACAGCAAUAAGACGCCUCGGGGGAUCGUGGUAUAUGGCCAUUAUACCACGGCUAAGGGUUGUGUCCAGACACUCAGCGUAGCCGUGGCAUAUUGGUAUAUGUUUUGUCAUACCCGUGGUAUGCCACGGCUGUCAGCCAAUCAGCAUUCAGGGCUGGAACCACCCAGUUUAUAAUGCUACAGAAUCUACAGCGCCUCAGCCGACACAUAGUACAGUAGAUAACCUCUGUUUUACCCCCAUAGUACAGUAGAUAACCUCUGUUUUACCCCCAUAGUACAGUAGAUAACCUCUGUUUUACCCCCAUAGUACAG
Oncorhynchus tshawytscha (Chinook salmon) is the source of this 2005-nucleotide messenger RNA. RefSeq names its product tRNA-dihydrouridine(16/17) synthase [NAD(P)(+)]-like. Lineage: Eukaryota; Metazoa; Chordata; Actinopteri; Salmoniformes; Salmonidae. The record is from RefSeq and is a predicted model, not a curated record. The transcript is spliced from 11 exons. Bases 194 to 1453 code for a protein of 419 amino acids. Gene Ontology annotation, molecular function: tRNA dihydrouridine synthase activity.